AUGGCGGCCUCGGGCGAGGUGCCCAAAGGUCCGCCUCGGAAUGCCUCCAUCGACACCACCAUUUCCACUGCCUCGUCUACCCUGUCGUUGAGCAAGGGCAGCAGCAGCCAGUCCAAGCCAGUCGAUGUUGCUGGUCUCAUCAAGGCCGCGGGCAGCCCCGAGGCUGUCAUUGAGCACCUUCUGAAGGAGAAGCAAUCACAGGCACAGCAAAACUCGCAGUUAUGGCGGCUGGUAGACAAACAGCGGGCCAUGAUUCUCGGCCUGAACAAGGACCUCGAGGCUGCCCUCAAGGACAAGGAGAGAUACAGGAAGAAGCUCAAGGAGCUGAUGGCCAACCCUGCGGUUAUGAAAGCUGCGGGUGGCCCGCGAGGGGAGCCGGAGCCGGAGCCGACUGGUCGUCGGGGCCCGGCUGGCCCGCGCGUCGACGUCGACCUGCCGACCCGCGAACCUGACUCGCCGAGCCUCGACUCGGAUAGCCAGAAGAAUUCCCCCAUCGAUCUCACAAUGGCGCCGUACCCGAUCACACCGCCGGCGGACCGGCAGCACGCGUCGCAUUCCGCCGUGGGCGAGAUGCUCGACCCUAAACACACCAUGCCUAAGCCUCACGAACAUGCGCUCGGCAAGUUCGAUCACGAGGCCGACGAGAGGGCUGCCGACCAGGAGCGCAAGGGCAGGCAGGAGGAGUCCCUUCGCGAGAUACCAUACAACGUCUCGCUGCCGCCGUCGCGCAGCCUCCCGAGCGACCCACCGAGCGUGCCUCCGCCGAAGCCGCCUUCAUCCCCUCCGCUCGUCACCAUCAUGGAGCCGACGCCGCAGCCCGAGGAGGGUCUCAGCAAGUUCCCGGUCCCACUGCGGAAAGCGCCGCCGGCCCCGUUACAGCUGAACCAGCAAGCCCGGAAGAGCUCGGCGCCGCCAGAGGACGAGGACUCCGAGUCCGACUACGACGACAUCCUGGAGGUCGAGCACGUAGGCCCGGAGUCGCGAGGCCGGCGCCGGACGCGUGAAGAGGAUGACCGUGAGCGGGAGAUUAUUGCGUUCAGGGAAGAGCAGCAACGGAGUGCCUCGAAGAAGAGCAAAUCUAGCAAGUCGAGGCCGGCCACGGAGGCGGGCCAUGCGCCUGAUCCCAAGGCCCCUCUCCCCGGGCAAGCCCACGGGGAUGAACCCCCUUCGUUGGACGCGAUGCUUCACGGCGACCACAAGGCUGAGCUAGCACCCCCUCUCAGAAGCCCGGGGCUCCCAGCCAGCCCGAGGCCAUUCGGUAACGUCUCAAACACUGCAGCUCCCGCUGCUCCCUUGUCGCCCAGGUCCGGAAACUCGGCAUCAGGGGGAGCGUUGUCCCCUCGACCACCCCGUCAGAUGAUUCCAUUGCCACCGAACACACCCCUUGUGUCUCCUGCCAUUUCCGGCAGCUCGUCGUCCACUCAAGUCACCAACGCGGGCACGCGAACUGGUGAUGGGACAGACGUCAGCAGAGGCCGAGUGCUGGCCGCCGAACGCACCAAGAUCUUCCGCGGACUCGUCACGGAUGAGUUUCCCGACCUCUUGCUGCCGCCUAAUGCGCUGCCCUCCAUCCAGGUCAAGGUCGCGUCGUCUCGCAUGAAGCCGUCGAGGGCCAGCCUGAUAUCCCUGACGCAACUGGAAGAGGAUCCGGUCUUUACCCUCGCCAUCGCCUCUCGCGCGGACGGUGGAGAGCUCUGGCGUGUCGAGAAGGAUAUUGCGUCUCUGAGCAAGCUCGACCAGCGCCUGAAGCAGUGUCCGGCAGUCACGGCCAAGACGCCAGACCGGUCACUGUUCAGCGGACAUGCCCCGGCAAAGUUGGACGCGCGUCGAGUGGCGCUGGAGCAGUAUCUGGACGAGCUGCUGGACACACCGCUGGACGCGGCGACGGCGGUGGAGUUGUGCAAGUACCUGUCCAGCAACACACUACCGCCCAACGCGGAUGAGACAGGCUCGGCGCUCAGAGGAAGCCCGGAGACGGGCAGCUUCAAGAUCGGCGCCGACGGUCGCCCCGUCCGGAGUGGCUACCUUACCAAGAAGGGAAAGAACUUUGGAGGGUGGAAAGCCAGGUUCUUCAUCAUCGAGGGGCCUCACCUCAAGUACUACGAGACGCCAGGCGGUGCUCACUUGGGCACCAUCAAGCUUCAGAACGCCCAGAUCGGGAAGCAGUCCCAAGCCAGCAACGAAGUGCAAUCGCCGGCGCGGCCGCAGAACGGCGAGGAGCUCGACAAUCAGUAUCGCCAUGCCUUCCUUAUUCUAGAGCCGAAGAAGAAGGACUCGCACAGCCACGUUAAGCAUGUGCUGUGCGCGGAGAGCGACAAGGAGCGGGACUCAUGGGUAGACGUCCUGCUGCAAUGGAUCGACUAUCGAGACCCCGACGACCCCGAAGUGAAGACGCCCAAAGGCGCCGUCGCCCAUGAUCGCCAGGGAUCCGGACAUGAGCACCCGAACGGCGCCAAGUCAAAGAAGAGCAGCCAGAACCGAUCCAACCACCACCAAGCUGACUCGGAUACGUUGAUUGGCGUGCGGUACGACACCACGCACGCCGGGGAGGCGCCUCAGAGCGUGCCGGGAGGGCCCAAGUCCGCGACUGGUCUUCCCGAGCACUACAGCUCCCACAACCUUGCGGUAGAGACGAUGAGCUCCCAGUCGAACAAGAUCAUCUCGGCGCCAAAAGAUCCACAGGUCAUCUCCGACUCGGCGGCUUGGGGCAAUAAGUCGGGACUGUCGAUCCCGACCAACGACGAGAAGAAGGCUAGGAAGCGAAGCUUCUUUGGCUUUGGCCCCAAGACUCGAUCCUCGUCGGACGGCCAGGACUCGCUGUUCGGCGGCAGCGAGGCCGGCUCGGCGGCGACGCCACCCCAGGGCUCAUAUCACGGCCCCGUUCGCCAGGUGUUCGGGGCGCCGCUGGCCGAGGCGGUCCGCUACAACCCGCCGGUGGACGUCAACGUGCCGCUUCCCUCUGUCGUCUUCCGAUGCAUCCAGUACCUGGACCACAAGGAUGCCAUCCUCGAGGAGGGCAUUUUCCGCCUCAGCGGCUCCAACGUGGUCAUCAAGCAACUCCGAGAGCGGUUCAACAACGAAGGCGACAUCAACCUGGUGACGGACGAGCACUACCACGACAUCCACGCCGUGGCGUCGCUGCUCAAGCUCUAUCUCCGCGAGCUGCCCACGACGAUUCUCACCAGAGACCUCCACCUCGAGUUCUUGGCGACUACCGAGAUCGCAGACCGCAAGGAGAAGAUUGCGACGCUGGCCGAGCUUGCGCGGAGGCUGCCGCAAGCAAACGCGACCCUGCUCAAGUACCUGAUUUCAUUCCUCAUCAAGAUCAUCAACAAUGCGGACAUGAACAAGAUGAACGUGCGCAACGUGGGCAUCGUCUUUUCGCCCACGUUGAACAUACCGGCGCCGGUGUUUGCCAUGUUCCUGCAGAACUACGAGGCCAUCUUUGGCGUCGACCCGGAGCACUAUGAGCUGCCGUCGCCGACGCCCGAGUCCGACUCGCAACAAGGGCGAGCAGACGGUCCGCCGCGCUUCGACCCGCCGGCGCGGCCGUCAACAUCGUCGGGCAGCGCCUCGCCGCACCGUCAGCCGCGCAUGGAGUCGAUGAGGGACCACGCGAGGCAGACGCCGACGCCGCCGCUGCUGCAGAACCUGCAGACGGCGAGGGGCUCACCGACACCACCGCUCGGCAACAUCCGCUCGCAGUACGAUAUGGGCCCCCAAGUACAGUACAGCACAAUACCCGCUGCAUCCUCUCGACCGGCUUAUGAGAGCGUAUACGGCGUUCCCACCGGGUCUGACGGGUCUGGCUAUCACCCGACGCCUCGCGGGGCUCCGGGAUACGACCGACCGAUAUACCCUAGCAUCAACGACGAGCACGGGGCGGGCAGCUCGCAGUCACUAGAGCAGCCUCAUAGUUCCAACACGAACGCAAAGCGACGGGAGAGCUUGGUCUAUAUGGGCGGCAUAGGCGGCCUCCAGCACCAGGGAUCCAAGAGCCGACUUCGCGAAGAGGCACGGUUCUAA
This is a messenger RNA of Purpureocillium lilacinum, 4026 nucleotides long. RefSeq lists its product as uncharacterized. Gene Ontology annotation, molecular function: phosphatidylinositol binding. The record is from RefSeq and is a predicted model, not a curated record. Lineage: Eukaryota; Fungi; Ascomycota; Sordariomycetes; Hypocreales; Ophiocordycipitaceae. Gene Ontology annotation, cellular component: cytoplasm. Gene Ontology annotation, biological process: regulation of GTPase activity; signal transduction.